AUGGAUUAUAUGGAUGAAAAAGUUAAAAAUGAUCUUUCUAGUAGAAUUCUCAUGGCCCUUGUCCUCAUGACGUUUUGCAUCAUCCUACUGAGGGAGUCAGCUGGUUUUAUGGAUCCUAAGGCCAAAUAUUUCUCUCGUCAUGUAUUAGGGGUAACGCAUGUGCUGGUGACCGGAGGAGCUGGCUAUAUCGGUUCUCAUGCUGCACUUCGACUACUCAAAGAUGGAUACCGUGUCACAAUAGUGGAUAAUCUUUCACGAGGAAAUAUGGGUGCUAUUAAAAUUCUGCAAGAUCUUUUUCCAGAGUUGGGACGACUUCAGUUCAUACAUGCUGACCUUGGGAAUGCAAAAGCCGUCAAUAGAAUUUUCAGGGAAAAUGCCUUCACUGCUGUAAUGCAUUUUGCUGCAGUUGCUUAUGUUGGUGAAAGUACUGUUGAACCUCUUCGGUAUUAUCAUAAUAUUACAUCAAAUACUUUGCUCAUCUUAGAGGCAAUGGCGAGACACAAUGUGAACACACUUAUAUAUUCAAGCACUUGCGCAACCUAUGGAGAGCCUGAAAAGAUGCCCAUUACAGAAGAAACUCCUCAAUUUCCAAUUAAUCCAUAUGGAAAAGCUAAGAAGAUGGCAGAAGAUAUCAUCAUCGACUUCUCCAAAACCACCAGCAUGACUGUCAUGAUCUUACGGUACUUCAAUGUGAUUGGAUCAGACCCAGAAGGAAGACUAGGCGAAGCCCCCCGAGCUGAACUGCAUGAGCAUGGCUGGAUUUCUGGUGCUUGUUUUGAUGCUGGGAGAGGGAUUAUUCCAGGACUCAAGAUAAGAGGAACUGACUACAAAACACCUGAUGGAACUUGCAUACGGGACUAUAUAGAUGUUACUGACUUGGUCGAUGCUCAUGUCAAAGCUCUGGCCCAUGCCCAACUUGGGAAACUUGGCAUUUACAAUGUUGGCACAGGACAAGGUAAAUCAGUGAAAGAGUUUGUGGAGGCAUGUAAGAGGGCCAUAGGCAAAGAUAUCAAUGUUGAAUAUCUGAGCCGGCGACCAGGAGAUUAUGCUGAAGUUUACAGUGAUCCUUCGAAAAUAAGGCGUGAGCUUAACUGGACAGCCCAACAUACCAACCUUCAGAUCAGUUUACAGAUUGCAUGGAGAUGGCAAAAUUCACAUGUCAAUGGCUAUGGCCCUCCUACCAUUGUGAGUUAAAAUUCAUGACAUUUAGGGACAAUUCAUCUUUAGGGGUUUCUACCAUU
Theobroma cacao (cacao) is the source of this 1241-nucleotide messenger RNA. RefSeq names its product putative UDP-arabinose 4-epimerase 2. Gene Ontology annotation, biological process: galactose metabolic process. The record is from RefSeq and is a predicted model, not a curated record. Gene Ontology annotation, molecular function: UDP-glucose 4-epimerase activity. NCBI's taxonomy places the organism in Eukaryota, Viridiplantae, Streptophyta, Magnoliopsida, Malvales, Malvaceae.